ACACACCCUCAAUGUGUGUCUGAAAUUGACUGAAUUGUCGUAAAUCGUAAGCAAAUCUACGGUUAAAAUGAUAUUAACAUUGAAUUGAAUUUAUAAUGAAUUCAGUGUUUGUUUUCAUUUGACAUUACAUUUGAUUAUUUGGUCUCAAAUAUCACUCAAACAUAUCAUAUGACUUAUUGAUGAACAAGUGAUGUCUAAUCUAUUGAAUGGUCACUCAAUUUAGUGAUCAAUAAUUUUAUCUAAAAUUUGCCAUAAAUUGUGUCCAAAUUUAUUAAAAUCAAUAAUUUAAUUGAAUAUUUAUUUUGUGAUUAUUUAAUAACCCAUAAAUAUCACACACCAUAUUGUUGAAGAUGAGGAUCACAUCCAUCUUAUGUCGUGAUCUCAAGAAAUACAUUGAUUUGUAUUCGCGUUUUAAUCCUUCGCCGCUAUCUAUCAAACAGUUCAUUGAUUUCGGUCAAAAGGCAUGCGAGAAGACAUCGUUUAUAUUCUUGCGUAAAGAAUUGCCGGUUCGGUUGGCAAACAUAAUGCAAGAAUUGAAUUUACUUCCGGAAAAUUUGCAACGAAUGCCUUCCGUCUCAUUAGUCCAGAGCUGGUAUGUGAGGAGUUUCGAUGAGAUACUCAACUUCGAGAAAUCGGACGCUAAUCUCAAACAAACACAUCAAGACUUUUGCGAUACUCUCAUUAAAAUACGGAAUCGACAUUCAAAUGUAGUGCAGACUAUGGCACAGGGAGUCAUCGAACUUAAGGAAACACAUCAAUUGGAUCAGCAAACGGAGCACUCAAUUCAGUACUUCCUAAACCGAUUCUAUAUGUCCCGUAUAUCUAUCCGUAUGCUUAUCAACCAACACGCGGCCCUCUUUGGUUCGGCAGCUGAUAUGGCUCUUAAUAAUCCACGACAUAUCGGUUGCAUUGAUCCUAAUUGUGAAGUGAAAUCCGUUAUAUACGACGCCUAUGAAAAUGCAAAAUUUCUUUGCGAUCAAUACUAUAUGACAUCUCCAACGUUAACCAUUGAACAACAUAAUGUGAUUGACCCCUCGGCACCAAUAACAUUGGUUUACGUUCCCUCACAUCUCUAUCAUAUGUUAUUUGAAUUGUUUAAGAAUGCUAUGAGAGCUGUUGUUGAGCAUCAAAGUAAUAGCGAUGAGUUGUCACCAAUUGUGGUCACUCUUGUUAUGGGUAAAGAGGAUCUCACUCUCAGAAUAAGCGAUAGAGGAGGUGGUAUAGCUCGUUCACAAAGUCAUCUGUUAUUUCAAUACAUGUACUCUACUGCACCCCAACCGUCUGUGUCUGGUAUAGAUUCGGCUCCAUUAGCUGGUUAUGGAUAUGGUUUGCCUUUGUCUCGUCUCUACGCUCGGUAUCUUCAGGGAGAUCUGGUUAUACUAUCUCUUGAAGGCUAUGGAACUGAUGCUAUUAUUUAUCUCAAAGUGCUAUCCAGUGAAGCAAAUGAAUUAUUGCCAGUCUUUAACAAAACUUCGACUAAACACUAUCGGUCAGCACUAGGAACUCAUGAUUGGAGUUCGGGUGCUGUACAUCAUAUAAUUCAACAGUCAGAUGGUUCUAAUAUAUCUGCCCAACCGGUUGGACUCCGACACUAUAGUAGUGCAACUAAUCCCAGAUUUACGUAACGAUUUCAGACAUUUUAAAGACAAAUAAUAUUGAUAUAAAACAUCGAUAUUAUUAUAAUGUUAUUUAUUUUAGUCAUCAUAUGAGCGAUGUUUGAUAUUUCUGAACCAAAUCAAUAAAAAUCUUCCGUUUUAUGCGAUAUACUAUCCCAUAAAUAUACAGUUAAUAUACAUUUUAUAUAGUUUUUCAUCGAUUUAAAUAUAAAUUAUUAUUUUUAGGAAAGAUAUCUCAAUUUGUAUUUAUAACAAUUAUUGUGAAGUGCCGUCAACUGAAUCUACAUAUUUCACAAAUUUGUUUAAAAUGUAUUUAAUUUUGAUUACAUUUUGUAUAAUAUAUAGAUAUAUAUCACUCAAUUUAUGAUCUGUCGUAGACUAACUGAUUUAAUCAUUGUUUUCCUAUAAUUAAAAAAUC
Messenger RNA from Oppia nitens, 2034 nucleotides. Its product is annotated as pyruvate dehydrogenase (acetyl-transferring) kinase, mitochondrial-like. Gene Ontology annotation, cellular component: mitochondrion. The record is from RefSeq and is a predicted model, not a curated record. The transcript has 7 exons. Gene Ontology annotation, biological process: protein phosphorylation; regulation of glucose metabolic process. Bases 351 to 1625 code for a protein of 424 amino acids. NCBI's taxonomy places the organism in Eukaryota, Metazoa, Arthropoda, Arachnida, Sarcoptiformes, Oppiidae. Gene Ontology annotation, molecular function: pyruvate dehydrogenase (acetyl-transferring) kinase activity.